GCAGCACGCGCGGUCACUGACGUGUGGGCCACCAGCCAUGUCGCCCCGCCUCGCCGCCGCGCUUCCUCUCCCUCCCCCGCCGGCGGCAGGGGCGGCCGCCGCACGGGGGCUCGGCGUCCCCCGACCCCGGACCCUACUCUCUGGGGCCUCCGUCGCCUUCUCCUCCCCGUCAAACCGCCGCGGCGCGCUGGCAUGCCUCGUGCGCCUCAUGUGCUCGCGCCACUCCGCCGCCGCCGCGGCGGUGGCGGAGGCGGUGGAGGAGGCGCGGAGCGGGCGGAAGCAGCUGGGGAUGACGCCGCCGCUCUACGAAUACCUCCUCGCCAACGUCCGCGAGCACCCCGUUCUCCGGGAGCUCCGCGAGGAGACAGCGGCCAUGAGGGGGAGCCAGAUGCAGGUUUCUCCUGCGCAGGCUCAGCUAUUAGCGAUGCUGGUUCAGAUUCAAGGGGCGCAGCGCUGCAUUGAAGUUGGUGUCUUUACUGGGUAUUCAUCAUUAGCUGUAGCACUAGCACUCCCUGAAUCUGGUCGCUUGGUUGCUUGUGAAAGGGAUGAAAGAUGUCUAGAAGUUGCCAAGAAAUACUAUCAGCGUGCUGGUGUUGCACACAAGAUUGAUGUGAAACAUGCUUUGGCUGCGGAUUCUCUAAGAUCAUUGCUUGAUUGUGGUGAAGCUUCGAGUUAUGACUUUGCAUUUGUUGAUGCUGAUAAGAGAAUGUACGAGGAGUAUUUUGAGCUUCUACUAAAGCUUGUAAGAGUCGGUGGUUUAAUUGUUAUGGACAAUGUCCUUUGGUAUGGACGGGUUGCUGAUCCAUUGGUUGAUGAUCAAAAGACAAUCAGUAUAAGGAACUUCAAUAAGAAAGUUCUGGAGGAUAAACGUGUAGAUAUCAGCAUGGUGCCUAUUGGGGAUGGGAUGACAAUUUGCCGGAAGCUAGUAGAUACUUGACUCAAACCAUUUAUUAUGUAGACGCUGUAAGCACCAAAGUCAAGCCCUGAAAAAUCAAGUAAAAGGAUUAUUGGGAUGAACCUCUUGCACUGAUCUUAUCCACAAAUGCAGCUAGUGGCCUGCCACCAGAAGUACUAACCGCCACAGAGGAAACGUACUGCGCAUUAGAUGUCUGUGUGUGGGCACUGAAGAACAGCAACAUUGGCAUGGCAAUUUUCCUGAAUGGACUUUGAGUUUGCAACUCAGAAAACUAAGGCGAGUGUGUCUCCCAAGAUGGCUGUAGACUCAAGUACAUAUUGCUAUUAUGUUUCGUUGAUGGACCACACACAGUUUAGGGUUUAGGGCCUUUCUUCUCAAGGACAAGCCAAUGAAUCGCAUAUCUGUUACUUGCGCAGAUGGCAUGUACUUUUACAUGUAGCAGUGUACUGAUCCACUGAAUUUUUACCAGUGGUAUCGCAAAAGUUUGCUUAGGAGGAAUUGCUGCAUGAAUGGAUCCGGAACAUUUGAAAUAACAUGUUCAAGAAAGUGACAGUUGUUAAAUUGUUGACAAUGUGUCAGCAGAAUGGCUGGUACCAAUUGUUCAGAUGAGCUAUUCGAAAUGCGCCAAGUGUGGUUUACUCU
Panicum hallii is the source of this 1558-nucleotide messenger RNA. RefSeq names its product O-methyltransferase MdmC-like. Gene Ontology annotation, molecular function: O-methyltransferase activity; S-adenosylmethionine-dependent methyltransferase activity. The transcript has 9 exons. NCBI's taxonomy places the organism in Eukaryota, Viridiplantae, Streptophyta, Magnoliopsida, Poales, Poaceae. The coding region runs from base 38 to 937 and encodes 299 amino acids. The record is from RefSeq and is a predicted model, not a curated record.